AUGAACUCUCUCUUUUCGCCUGAAAACCUUCCUCCACCACCGGGAUUCCCUAUCCCCGCCUCAAUUGCCGCCGCCACAACCACCACCAGCAUCUCCCCAAUCCCAACACUAAUCCCAAAGCUCGAACCUUUCGACGAAUGGCUCAACACCGACACUUCCCACCAACAACAUCAAGAACAACAAUAUCAGGAUCCCAAUAUUUCUAAUGGGUCCCUGGAUCUCGACCUCGAUCUCGACCUCGACCUCAAUCUCUUAUGCGACAGAACCUCGGACGAGCCAACCAACAACUUGUUCUCCGAGUUCAACAGAAUCUCCCAGCUUUUCUGCACGGCUUUCUCCACCGACGAUCCCCAGAACGAGGCCGUUCCUGACCCCAUCACCGAAGGCUUGCAACAGCUCCGAAACGACGCCGUUUCCGACCCUUUCGCUGAAAACCCGCAGCGCUUCCAGAACGGCGCCAUUUCUGACCCCGGGCUGCAGCAGAGCCCAAACGACACCGUUUCAGAUCCGGAUUCGCGGGCAAUUGUGCCUGUCCCGGAUUCAACGAUGGCGGCAACCACGCCGCGGCGGCGGUGUAAGGAGCUGGUUCGGGUUGCGGAUCUUGGUCUGCCAGAGCAGAGGCACUUCCGGGACGUUGUCCGGCGGACUAGAAUGAUGUACGACUCGCUGCGCGUGCUGGCGACGGUGGAAGAUGAGCGCCGGGUGGACUCCCGCCGGGGGCGCAGCGAUUUGCGCGCGUCGGCCGUGAUGAGGAACUGUGGUUUGUGGUUGAAUCGUGACAAGAGAAUUGUUGGUUCAAUUCCUGGUGUUUGCAUUGGUGACGUGUUUCUUUAUAGGAUGGAGUUGUGUGUGGUUGGGUUGCAUGGUCAACCUCAGGCUGGCAUUGAUUAUCUCCCAGCUAGCCUGAGCUCUAAUGGUGAACCAAUUGCCACUAGUGUCAUUGUCUCUGGUGGUUAUGAGGAUGAUGUUGAUGAGGGUGAUGUUAUCACUUACACUGGCCAUGGUGGCCAGGACAAGAAUUCUAGGCAGGUUUUUCACCAGAAGCUUGAGGGAGGGAACCUUGCAAUGGAGAGGAGUAAGCACUAUGGGAUAGAGGUGAGGGUCAUUCGCGGAGUGCGGUAUGAGGGCGCUGCCUCUGCUACUGGGAAGUUGUAUGUGUAUGAUGGGUUGUAUAGGAUUAUUGAUUCCUGGUUUGAUGUUGGGAGGUCGGGUUUCGGUGUUUUUAAGUAUAAGCUUUGUAGGAUUGAUGGGCAAGCUAAGAUGGGGAGCAUGCUGAUGAAGGAGGCGCUUAUGCUUAAGAAGGAUCCCUUGAGUUUGAAACCCAUGUGUUGUAUAUCGCUUGAUAUUUCGAAUAGGAACGAGAAUGUGGCAGUUAGGCUUUUCAAUGACAUUGAUCGUAAUUACGACCCUCUCCGAUAUGAGUACCUCGUGAAGACAAAUUUUCCUCAGUUUGUGUUUCACCAGAGUGGGAGAGGUACUGGUUGCGAUUGUGUGGACGGGUGUGUUGAAGGGUGCUUUUGUGCUAUGAAGAACGGAGGGGAGUUUCCUUAUAAUCAGAGUGGGAUUCUCUUGAGAGGGAAGCCUUUGGUUUUUGAGUGUGGCCCAUUUUGUAGUUGUCCGCCUCAUUGUCGGAAUCGAGUCACACAGAAGGGGCUGAAAAAUAGGUUGGAGGUGUUUAGAUCUAGAGAAACUGGUUGGGGAGUUAGGUCGUUGGACCUUAUUCAAGCCGGCGCUUUUAUAUGCGAGUACACGGGGGUUGUGCUGACAAGGGAGCAAGCAGAACUUUUGACAAUGAAUGGUGAUUCUCUGAUAUAUCCUAACCGCUUUACUGAUAGGUGGUCGGAAUGGGGGGACUUAUCUACAAUAGACUCCAAAUAUGUGCGUCCAUCUUAUCCCUCUAUCCCUCCUUUGGAUUUUGCUAUGGAUGUGUCAAGAAUGAGGAAUGUUGCUUGCUAUAUGAGUCAUAGUUCCACUCCCAAUGUAUUGGUUCAGUUUGUCCUGUAUGAUCACAAUAAUUUGAUGUUCCCUCGCCUUAUGCUAUUUGCUAUGGAGAACAUCCCUCCGAUGAGAGAGCUCAGCCUUGAUUAUGGGGUAGCCGACGAGUGGACCGGGAAGCUCUCUAUAUGUAACUGA
Molecule: messenger RNA, 2133 nt
Organism: Sphenostylis stenocarpa
Lineage: Eukaryota; Viridiplantae; Streptophyta; Magnoliopsida; Fabales; Fabaceae
Source: the annotation of a GenBank genome assembly